Molecule: messenger RNA, 927 nt
Organism: Oryza sativa Japonica Group (Japanese rice)
Lineage: Eukaryota; Viridiplantae; Streptophyta; Magnoliopsida; Poales; Poaceae
Product: ribulose bisphosphate carboxylase small subunit, chloroplastic
Source: RefSeq, a predicted model, not a curated record
UGCCAUCCCAAGUGCACCGGUGCCACCUUCUCCCAGCGCCACCACACUCUCCAUCUCUUGUCACCUUGCUCUACUCUCCCCUUCUUAACCUCUUCACGCCACCGCCGGCCACCACCACCACUCUCUACUCCGGCGACAUCAUGUUCAUCAACACGGCCAGCUUCGUCGCCGGCGCCGUCGUCGCUUCGCCGGAGCAGCCGGCCAAGCUUGUCCGGGAUCAGAGGAGGGUGGUGCCUGGCUCCUGCAGGGCAAGAAGAGGUGCAGCAUCCAAUGGCUUCAGAACUUACUGCAUGCAGACAUGGAACCCUUUCACCAACAGGAGGUACGAGGCGAUGUCUUACCUGCCUCCCCUGAGCGCGAAGUCCAUCUCCAAGGAGAUCGAGUUCAUCAUGUCCAAAGGAUGGGUCCCUUGCCUCGAGUUUGACAAGGAGGGGGAGAUCCACCGGAGCAACAGCCGGAUGCCGGGGUACUACGACGGGAGGUACUGGACGCUGUGGAAGCUGCCGAUGUUCGGAUGCUCUGACGCGGCGGCGGUGCUCCGGGAGGUGGAGGAAUGCCGGAGGGAGUACCCGGACGCCUUCAUCCGCCUCAUCGCCUUCGACAGCAGCCGCCAGUGCCAGUGCAUGUCCUUCGUCGUCCACAAGCCGCCGUCGGCCGCCGCUUCUCCGGCCACGGUCGCCGGAGCUGAAUGAACCAAGGUGUUCAGUUCAUGUUCAUCCUCGCUUCGAUGAUCAUCAGUCACAGCAUCCAUCCAACCAGUUUCCUUCCUCUUCUUCGGUCUCUUGCUCACUUGCAUGUGCUGUACCACUUCUUUCAGUUCAACUUCAACCUCAUCUUUGAUGACUACUGUGAUGUACUAAUGUUGCUUCGAGUAUAAUGAGCACAAUGAUGAUCAUAGCAUCCAUCCAACCAGUUAUCUUCCUCUUC